GCUAUCUUCCUAACAGUUCUACUGCAGUUAAAGCAAUGCUUGCUACUGCCAGUAUUGGAGCAAUUUGGAGUUCAACAUCACCUGAUUUUGGCUCAACUGGAGUUCUUGAUAGAUUCAAGCAGAUCAAGCCCAAGGUUAUAUUUUCAGUUGAGGCCGUGUGAUACAAUAAAAAAAAACAUAAUAAUUUUAACAAGUUAAAAACUGUUGUGGACGGACUGCCUGAUCUUGAGAAGGUCGUUAUACAUCCAUUUUGUUCAUCUACUGUUGAUAUAUCUCAACUGAAGAACAGUAUUUUAUUGGAAGAUUUUCUCUCUGAUAAUACUGAUUUAACAUACAAGCAGCUGCUGUUCAACAACCCAUUGUUCAUAAUGUACUCCUCCGGUACUACAGGGUCACCUAAAUGUAAAUGUAUGGUACACUUAGCAGGAGUGAGUUUAUGAUA
This is a messenger RNA of Amphimedon queenslandica, 442 nucleotides long. Its product is annotated as acetoacetyl-CoA synthetase-like. The record is from RefSeq and is a predicted model, not a curated record. Lineage: Eukaryota; Metazoa; Porifera; Demospongiae; Haplosclerida; Niphatidae. Gene Ontology annotation, molecular function: acetoacetate-CoA ligase activity.